Lycium barbarum (goji berry) is the source of this 1897-nucleotide messenger RNA. Its product is annotated as probable E3 ubiquitin-protein ligase HIP1. The transcript is spliced from 6 exons. Gene Ontology annotation, molecular function: ubiquitin protein ligase activity. The record is from RefSeq and is a predicted model, not a curated record. NCBI's taxonomy places the organism in Eukaryota, Viridiplantae, Streptophyta, Magnoliopsida, Solanales, Solanaceae. The coding region runs from base 167 to 1696 and encodes 509 amino acids.
CUCUAUUUAAGUCUUCAUUCAUUUUCAUCAAAGCUUCCAAUCCUACUCUUUCUCUCUCUCUCUCUCUUUCAUUUUUUUUUUUUUUAAAAAGCCUUUUAAUUUUGUUAAAGAAGAAGAAUAACAAGAAAAGAAGAGAAAAAGAAAUAAAUGGUGCUUUGUGUAAGACAUGGAUGAAUAUUCUGUUAAAAGAGCUGCCAACGGGCUUGUUGCCCCGAGAAGAGGUUUAAGGGAAACGACUGACAACAAAGACAAAAAUGUUCAGUAUUGUCCUCGACUUGGAUGUAGUGGCCGAGGCAAUUAUAUGAAGAGUACCAGACUCGGAGGAAUGGAGAAACCUAGACCACUAAGGCCUACUUUCGGUUCUUCAAAUGGAAAGGAAGUAGUUGGUAGUUCAUCUUUGACAUCUUCUGGAAUGACUAGUGCGAGAAGGUCUUGUAAGGAAUUUCACAAAAAAUCCUCUUCUAACAUUGAAAAUAAGCUAUCAAAUAGCAGUUCCUUACAUGAAGAGCAAGAAGUUGGUUCCUCUAGUGGAACAUUGAACAGUAGACCUCGAAAAAUAUUUGGUCAUGCACCUGGUUCUUCCAAUCAAAAGAGUCCAAUGGAUUCCACUGUUUCUUCAUCGUCUAAAUCCAUUAGUGCUGGGACGAAAGGCGGUAGUAGUAGUGGGGAGGGAUAUAGGUUGAGAAAUCUGAAGUGCAAUUCCAUAUCGGAUGUCCUCCCGUAUAGUCGUUCGCCAUCAGAAUCAAGUACUAGUAGAAGGGAAACAGUAAAAAGGAGAAAUGCUGAGGGUGAAAGCAGUUCAUCUUCUAAAGGGAAGAAAAUGAGCGGGGCAUCACCAAAUGAAGGACGUGCUAUUCGUCCCGCUACUGGAAUCUCCAUCUCUGAUUCAAGGAAUAGUAGAAGCUCGGAUUUUAGUGAGGGUAAUCGUGCUGUAUCGGUUAGGACCCGCAGUUCAAUAAAUGUGAAUACUAGGUCUAAGUCUUCUGGCUUAAGCCAAAAUUUACCUGAGCCUGAAACUCCAACUCUGGAUAUGCCUAGUUCGUCCAGUCAUUUUUUCACAGAUUCCUCAUCAAGUGAUUAUAGUGCUUAUAGUUUACCUGGAAAUGAUGAUGAUGAUGACGAUGAUGAAGAUGAUGAUUUACCUGGUGUAGUACCCUUCAGUUCUGCAGAUAUCGACAUUAACCGAUUUAUGAAUCGUGAAGCAUUGCAGCGAUAUAACAUGGACGGAGUUGCUCAGGUAUUGCUGGCACUUGAGAGAAUUGAACAGGAUGAAGAGUUAUCUUAUGAGCGACUACUUGCAUUGGAGACCAAUUUGUUCCUCAGUGGCCUUAACUUCUAUGACCAGCAUAGAGACAUGAGACUAGAUAUCGAUGACAUGUCCUAUGAGGAAUUAUUAGCACUUGAGGAGAGGAUUGGCUCGGUUAGUACAGCUCUGCCUGAGGAAGCACUAUCAAAGUGCCUCAGGAGAAGCAUUUAUCAGGGUAUGGCUUCAGAAACAGAACCACUAGAAGCUGAUGGGGAUAGAGAUGAUGUCAAGUGCAGCAUUUGUCAGGAGGAGUACGCGAUCGGAGAUGAAAUAGGGAACUUGGGAUGCGAGCAUGGGUAUCAUAUGGAGUGCAUAAAACAGUGGUUUGAGCUCAAGAACUGGUGCCCUAUCUGUAAGGCUGCAGCAGAAUUAUCGAAAACGCCAUCUUAAUAGUUUCAGAAUCUUUAGAUACCUUAAGCCCAGAUGUGGGAAGCUGUAACAGUUUUCCUGUGUACAAAUUCAUCUGGGGUUGGUUUUUGUGGAUUCCUGCAAUUCAUUUUUCCUGUACUUAAUUGUUCUUGCCAUAUGAACCAAUAAACCCAGGCCCUUUGUUGGCUUUGUGGUGAAUGUUUUCAUAUUCAUUUCCUUCAA